Monosiga brevicollis MX1 is the source of this 819-nucleotide messenger RNA. RefSeq lists its product as uncharacterized. NCBI's taxonomy places the organism in Eukaryota, Choanoflagellata, Craspedida, Salpingoecidae. The record is from RefSeq and is a predicted model, not a curated record. The coding region runs from base 1 to 819 and encodes 272 amino acids. The transcript has 9 exons.
AUGAAGCGUGCCAAGCAGACAACGCCAGAGAUGCGCCCCUCCAUCUCCCGGCCCCGGCCGCGUGCCACCACCAGUGCCUCUACCAACGAGGGAUAUCUGGCCAAAAAAGAACCCGUCUUGAUGAACGAGCUGGCCAAGCUUAACAACCGAAAACUUGCCGUCGCCGCGAAGGAAGGACCCGACUAUGAGACCGCAUUGAGCCAGCUCGAGCACGAGGCCAAGCUUGAACACGCUGCCAUUGAUAUUUACUACAAGUACAAGCAUGAGGAUGUCGAGUUUAUGUUUGCCGAAGCCCGAGCAGAAAUCGAGCGCCGCAUCGAGGAAUUGACGGAUCAAGUCAAGCAGGAGCUCAUCAGCGACCUCAAGCAAGAAGAACAGGCCGUUUUGCAACAAAUCAAGGCUAGCGCCAUCGAUGAACGAGCCUUGGCCGCCAACAUGCCCACGCGCCAAAUGCGCAAGCGUGGCCACGACGAUAGCAAUGUCACCGAGCACGCGGAAGAGAGUGCAGUAGAGAAGUAUCAUGGAAAACCAUUCGUUCAUCUUUUGGCUGCCAACGACGACAUUUUAGCCGAUGUGAAGGCCAUGAACAGCGACGUCAUCUUUGACAAUGAAGGCGACCGUCUCUACGUGAACGAGCGCUGGUUUUAUCGCGGCGAUCGUGUGCAAGUGGACUGGCCCCAUGAAACGCGGGCACGACUUCAGGGGCAUUUGCUGGUGUGCAAUCCCAUCAUGGUGUGGAUUCGCGUUGAUGACAUUGUGAAGAUUCCACUUCCUUUGGAGGAUUUUGAACGAGGACGAUGCAUGAUGCGAACGUAUUAG